This is a messenger RNA of Poecile atricapillus (Black-capped chickadee), 6058 nucleotides long. Its product is annotated as membrane primary amine oxidase-like. The record is from RefSeq and is a predicted model, not a curated record. The transcript is spliced from 4 exons. NCBI's taxonomy places the organism in Eukaryota, Metazoa, Chordata, Aves, Passeriformes, Paridae. Gene Ontology annotation, cellular component: plasma membrane. Gene Ontology annotation, molecular function: copper ion binding; primary methylamine oxidase activity; quinone binding. The coding region runs from base 134 to 2629 and encodes 831 amino acids. Gene Ontology annotation, biological process: amine metabolic process.
CCUAAGAGACUGGAUCCAUCCUCUUCAAGCUCUGCAGUGUAGGAUCUGGAACCAGAGGGGAAGGACAGAUGUACAAACAUUGAGCUUACUUAAAAUUAUGAUCCUCUAGGGAAGCAGAGCAAAGUUGCCUUUUAUGGUUCCCAGCAAAUCCUGGCAAUGUGUGAGAACGUCCCCUUGCACCCUCCCUGCGAGUUCCUCCAGGCUGUUCCCUGCUGAGAAAUCAGGGGAGGAAAAUAAACCCGAGCCAACCCAGCCCCUUGUUGUGGUGAGUCGCUGGGAGGGUUCCACAGCUGGAAACGCGUCCUGCCAGGCUGUGGGAGCACUCAGUGCCCCAGCAGGCAUGAGCCUGAAAACUGUGCUCAUCCUCCUUGGUCUGGCGCUGGCCACAAUAUUCGCUUUGGUCUGCGUGCUGCUGACCAGAGAAAGGACCCCCAGAACCUGCCAGCACCUGCCCCCAGAGCAGGAGGAGAUGGAGGAUGGCCAGAGCCUGGUGUUUGCUGACCUGACCCCUGAGGAGCUGUCCCAGGUGGUGCGGUACCUGCAGGGACACCUCGGGGUGCCGCUGGUUGAGGCCUCCCGCGCCAAACCCUCGGACAACUGCAUCGCCUCGGUGGAUGUGCAGGUGCCCGGCAAGGCAGAGGUGCUGCGGUUCCUGGACGGCGCGGGGGCUCGUCCCCGCCGAGAGGCGCUGGCUGUGCUGUACUUUGGGAACCAGCCAGACCCCAACAUCACCGAGUACGUGGUGGGGCCGCUGCCGACGCCGGCGUACCACCGAGACGUGACGGUGCAGAAGUACGGGGGGAAGGUGCCGUACCACCGCAGACCCGUUACCGGCAAGGAGUACGCGGACAUCAACGCCCUCAUUCAGAGGGAGCUGAAAAAGGCGCCGCGCUUCCUCACUGCGUGCUGUGAGUCUGACGGGACCAGCCUGGUCGUCCUCACCACGGCCCCUCGGGGCUUCAAGUCUGGUGACCGUGUGACCUGGUUUGUUCUUUUCCACAACGUGGCUGGCACUGGCUAUUACCUGUCUCCUGUGGGGCUGGAGGUGCUGGUGGACCACGGGGACCUCCACGUCUCCCGGUGGCAGCUGCGCCAAGUCUUCUACAACGGCCGGUACUUUGCCAGCACGGGGGAUCUGGAACAGGAGUUUGUGGCCGGUACUCUGGAGGUUGUCAGGCUCAAGCAGCCCCGGGCUGAUGCAGUGCUGGGCUCAAUGAAGCCCCGGCGCCCACCUGGGUCCCCAGGCCCACUGCAGUUUGAGCCCCAGGGUCCCCGCUACAGCGUCAGGGACAACCACAUCUCCUUCCAGGGCUGGAGCAUCGCCUUCGGCAUGAACCCCAACACUGGCCCGCGCCUCUUUGACAUCAGGUUCCGUGGGGAGAGGAUUGUCUACGAGCUGAGUCUGCAGGAAGCCUUAGCCCUGUAUGGCUCCAACUGCCCCGGGGGCAUGUCCACCCGCUACCUCGACGGCAGCUUUGGCAUCGGCAGGUUUGCCUACGAGCUGGUCCGGGGCCUGGACUGCCCCUACACUGCGACCUACGUGGACCGGCACUACCUGGCAGAGGCAGAUACUCCCAAAACCAACCAAAACUCACUCUGUAUUUUUGAACAUGACUCUGCCGUCCCUCUGAGGCGCCACUUCUCCGACUCACAGUCCUUGUACUACGGCGGGCUGCGGAAAAACACGCUGGUCAUCCGUACCAUCUCCACGCUCAUUAACUACGACUACAUCUGGGACUUCAUGUUCCACGGCAACGGGGCCGUGGAGGUCCGGGUGCAUGCCACUGGCUACAUCAGCUCCUCCUUCUUCCAUGGCCGAGGCACUGACUAUGGCAACAGAGUGGGACCCCACACGCUGGGGACGAUGCACCUCCACCACAUCCACUACAAGGUGGACCUGGAUGUUGACGGGCAGCUGAACUCCCUGGAGACCCAGGAUAUGGAGUAUGAGUUUGUCAAAGAUCCCUGGAGCGCACAGAACACCAUUGAGCGGCCAUACCUCCGCAGACAAAGGCUGGAGAAGGAGGAUGAGGCAGCGUUCCCACUCAAUGUCCCCAUGCCCCGCUACCUCUCCUUUGUCAGCCCCAAUCCCAACAAGUGGGAGCACCCACGCAGCUACCGGAUCCAGAUCAUCAGCUUUGCUGGGAAGCACCUGCCCACCAACAGCUCCAUGGAGCGCUCCAUCAGCUGGGGCAGGUACCAGCUGGCCGUGACCCGGAGGAAGGAGGAGGAGCCCACCAGCACCAGCAUCUACAACCAGAAUGACCCCUGGACGCCCACUGUGGCCUUUGCUGACUUCAUCAACAACGAGACCAUCACCAACGAGGACUUGGUUGCCUGGAUCACUGUGGGGUUCCUGCACGUCCCUCAUGCUGAAGACAUCCCCAACACGGUGACUGUGGGGAAUGGUGUCGGCUUUUUCCUGAGGCCCUACAACUACUUCAACGAGGAUCCCUCAGUGGAUUCAUCUGACAGUGUCUACUUCAGCAGUGAACAGGAUGUUGGGGCCUGUGGGGCCAAUCCCCUUGCCUGCCUGUCCUCUGCCACUGCCUGUGCCCCCCGCCUGCCCCCCUUCCACUUUGGGGGCUUCCUCAACCUCAGCCUGGCACCGCCUUUUGGUGGGCUCUGAUGGGCCAGGGGGUGCUGCUGGCUCUCGGGUGGGUGCUCAGAGGGUCUCUGUCCCACAGCAGGACCUGCCCAGGGUGUCAUGUGCUCAGGGUCAGGUUUUGGGAGAAGCUCAGUUCUUGUUUCAGUGCUGCAGCUGUGCCAAAAAAGGACCCAAAACCUCUGAAAAACAAGCCCUGGGAGUGAUUUCAUUCUUUCAUCCUGGAUGUCACCCUGUGUAUUGUGACAUGCCCAUAGCCGCUCCCCUCCUCUGGGAUGGGGCUUCCACCUUCUCAUCAUCGGUGUACCCAGGGUGACAGUGCUGGCCAAGGCUGCCCAUAGCACAAAGCUGCAGCUGCCCUAGGAGCUGAGGUUUUGCCCACAGUGGCAGGAGUGAGGGCUGUGGUGUUGCUGUGGACCUGCCAUGGGAUGCCCAAACAUCCUCCCAGCCACACAGCCAUUGCAGCAUCACGGCCUCUGUGCCCAGGCACUGCCAGGCUCUGGCUGCUGCUGCCAGCUCUGCAGAUGGAGAUGCACUGGGCUCGCUGGGAGGCUGCUGGAGCUCAUGGCUGGGCUGUCUCAUGUCUGCCUUUCCCAAUAAACAGGCACUCGAGUGCUUUUCCUGAACAAACUCGCGUAGCUCACGGGUGCUGCUCUGUCUCCUGUGGCCGGGGCCAGACCCAGCACAGCUGAUGCUGUGGGAGCUGCUGCCCUGCUGGGGAUGGCCCUGGCUCAGCUCUGUGGGGGUCCAAGGGAUGUGGGGCCACCCCAGUGCCCGGCGUGGCUGUGCGAGCGUGUCCUGGCAAUGCUCCUGGACCCCGGUGCUGGCAGCAGACUCCUGCCAGGGAAUAUGGAGCAACUGAUGGAGUUAAUGUUUAACAGUUGUUCUGAGCUGUGUUAAUUAGUUCUGGGCUUGGCUGCUGCCCAAUGUGCUCAGCCCCCCUGUGUGGGGACCCUUGAUUCCACACCCCUGGCUGCAUGUGGAGCUCUGGGCUGCAGGAUCCCACAGCCCAGAGCCCAUCCCCACCGUGCCAGGCUGGGAUGGGGACACCAAGGAGCUUGGUAAGGCCAGUGCCAGCCCUGGCACAGGGCUAAGCACUCACCAAAGUGUCCCUGGGGGCAUGGUGGCUAUCCAUCCCCUCUAACCCCCUGCUGUAGUGGAUGGGUCUGUCCAGAACGUGCUGUGAGGGGCUUGAGCAGCUCUACUGCCAUGUGCCCCUGGGAGCCAGCUCAGCUUGCUGCAGCACACGGGAGAGGUGAUGGGGGGAGAGGGCAGCUCAGGCCAUGGCUCAGUGAGAGGUUGCAGCGGUCCCUGAGUGCCCUGGGGUGACAGCAGGGGCUGUGCCCAGAGGCUCCUGGCAGGAGCAGUGCGAGAGGGAGGUCGUGUCCAGCCAGCUCCCAGCCCGACACCGCGUGCCCACAUGUGCGGUGCUGCCUGGACUCUGCUCGUGCACUGACGCAGUGACCACGCUGCCACAGCACAGCCUGCACCUUGCAGCUGUCUGGGAACAUUCUGGACCAAACACUGGCACUGCACAUGGCACAGCACCCACUGGUGCUGCACUGGCCAGAGCUGCAUUCAGAACCUUGGGAAUCACGGGCACAGCGUGUCCCAGAGCCAGCUGCUGCCCUCACACAGCUCCUGGGCUGGGAGCUGCUCCUGGGCUUGCUGUGCACAGACCCAGGGCAGAAAUUGGGUUCUCCCAGCCUGGCCCCACUCCUUCCCUGGGAAAGCCAGCCAGUUUAAAGUGCACAUGCCCAGGGUGCUGCUGGCAGGGCUGCAGAGCACAGGGGAUGAGCUGGACCCUGAGCAAUUGUCAGAGCAGCCAGGAUGCAGAGCCCUGCAGUGCCUGGGCAGCUUCAGCUCCUUCCCUGCCCUGCCCCAGAUCCACACAGUGACUUUGGGGCUGGGCAUUCACCUGCAGGGCAGGCCAUGGAGCAGCGCUGGGACCGUGUGGACCCUGGCACCUCUGGCACAGUCCUGAGCAGUGCCAUGUGCUCCUGGCACUGCACAGCAGGGCUGAGCCACUCUGUCCCCUGUGCUGGGAGGGAGGAGAUGACUGCUUCCAUCCUGCUUCCUGCCCUCUCCCCACUCUGGCCCCAGUUUUCCUGCAGUGAUUUUUUCCAUCCCCCAACACCUUUUGCCCCAUUUUCCGCUGUGAAAUCUCCUGUGAAGGAUUUAUUGCUGAUGGUUUCAAAAUAUUUUUGGAACGGAAGCCAAGUCUGUUGCAUUCCUUCACGCUGGCCAAAGCCACUCUCAGUUGACGACCCUGGAAUGAGCUGUUGGGGAAUUUGCUUUUCAAGAGUAAUUCCAUUUCUGUGCAAACUUCUGUUUUGUUGGGAUGUUUUGCAGGUUAGGAGCUCAGUCCAGGGUCUGGGACCAUCUUCCUUGGGUGCAGCAAGGCCAGGCUGGAUAGGACAUGCCUGCAGCAGGGCUGAGUCUGUGGCCUUUGCCUGCUUGUCUCACAGGGCACCCAUGCCCAUAUCCCAGGGAGCGAGGUUUGCUGUUGUUUUGCCUGUCAGUCCCCAUGGCUCCCUGGGCUCUGCAUGAGCAGAGGGGCAGGAUGGGGCCUGAAAGUGCUGCUGUUUGUCAGCAGGACUCACUACUGGACACAGCUCUCACAGAGGCAAACAACAUAGGGCAGGGGUUCAAGGAUCCUGACGUGAAUUUUCUCAGGGGGGAGAUAAGUGAUGCAUUUCACUGGCUGUUGAUCAUUAAUGCCUCACUGCCUGUUCAGCUGUGGUGGGUGCUGGCUGGGCACCCUGUGCUGCUGCUGCAGGGCUGUGUGUCCAUGCUCUGGCAGCUGUGGAGGAUAAAGCUGCAGUGCCAGGGACAGCAGAGUGCAGCUGGGGUGGAGGGGACGGCCAUGGGCACUGCAGGAUGAGCUGUGUGUUUGGCUCUGUACCUACAGCUGGGUCUGAUGGGGAAGGAGGGGUUAACCCAGUGGAGCAGUGCUGGGAGGAGAAGUGCUGUCCCUUUUUGCAAGGGUCCUUUAGCCCCCCACUAGAGAUCAGAACAUGGCUGGCAGCCAGGAGCAUCCCAGGCCUGGCUGUCUGGGACUGCAGGGACCUCCAGCAAUGGCUUUGAAAGUUUCUCAUUAUGCAAAGUCCUGGUUAAAUUAGCCUGGCAGAUGAGGAGAGGGGUGGGCAGUCUGCCCUCUGCUCCAUGCACCCACUCCAUGCUCCUGGACAUCCUUGCCAUGCUCUGGUGGUGGUUCACAGGGGGAUGGCAGAGAGACCAGAGCAACUGUCAGCCCUGGACAUGGCAGCUCUGCAGGACUGUCACACACACAGGGUAAUGGAGCAAGGGCUGUGGUUCAGUCAGAGCUGAACUGUUGUAUUGGAUAGCUGGAGAAGCCAGGCCUGCAGGAUCCCCCUGAGUGAGGGGAUGGGGCAGGGCAGGGGAUGCUGCUGGAGCUGGAGCACCCUGCACUCCACGUGCCCUCGAAGCCUG